AUGAGUGCAUUUAGUGCUGAGUGGCUGUGCGCGGAGAAGAGUAACGUUCCGAAGCAAAAGAGAAAAGUACAUCGCAUCCACAAGCUACCCCACUUCCUCGCUAACCCCGCCAGAAUCGCCGAGGGCCAGUUCUACGAAGCUCAUCAACAGCUCCGAGUGAUCGCCUCGCGCUACGUCAAGGCGCAAGACUGGGAGAACGCGACAUCGAUUCUAUACUCCGGUGCCCAGUCGCUUCUCCAAGCAGGUCAGGGUGGAUCUGGCGGCGACCUCUGCAUAUUCCUCCUCGAUGUCUUCAACAAGGGCGAAGUAAAGCCAGAUGCGAGCAGUAAGGGAAAGCUAUUGGGUCUGCUGAGAGCAUUCCCAAAAGAUGAGCCGACCAAGAAGAAAUUCGUGGGCGAGAUGAUAGCGUGGAGCUCAAAGUUUGGGGAGUAUCCCGCAGGCGACCCGGAGAUACAUAAUGUCGCGGGAAGCUUGUAUGCUGAGGAACUCGAGCCAUACGAAGCCGAGCGUCACCUUCUACUCGGCAACCAAGACUCCCCCUCCACCCUCGCCUCUCUCGAAUACGCCUGGUACGAAGCCGACGAUUCACAUACCGCACCGCUAUACUGCGCCCGUGGCGUCCUCCCCUACCUUCUCACCGGCAACCUCCGCGGCGCGAACAAGUUUUUCCUCCUCUUCACAUCGUUUUUGUCCAAAAAGCCUGGCCUGAACACACAACAAAUAUCGACAUCAGCAUCCGACCUGCGCACAUAUCCUACACUACCGCUACUCAACUUCCUUGGCCUGCUGUUAAGGAGCGUAGAGAGAGGCGACCCGAGCUUAUUCAGGCAACUGAAGAGCCACUACGCGACGAAUCUGAAGGACGUGAACUGGAACGAGGCGCUGGACCAGCUGGGCGAGAUGUACUUCGGCAUCAAGGUGCCACGACAGGGCAAUCCUAUGAUGGAUAUGCUGGGCGGUAUGUUCGGUGGUGGUGGCUUUGGAGGCGGUGGCGGUGGUGCGAAGAAGAGCUCAGCGAAAGGCAUAGCACCGGCUGCUGCAGGGUUGGACUAG
Messenger RNA from Parastagonospora nodorum SN15, 1053 nucleotides. RefSeq lists its product as hypothetical. The transcript is spliced from 3 exons. The coding region runs from base 1 to 1053 and encodes 350 amino acids. Gene Ontology annotation, cellular component: cytosol; TRC complex. Gene Ontology annotation, molecular function: protein binding. NCBI's taxonomy places the organism in Eukaryota, Fungi, Ascomycota, Dothideomycetes, Pleosporales, Phaeosphaeriaceae. The record is from RefSeq and is a predicted model, not a curated record. Gene Ontology annotation, biological process: protein insertion into ER membrane.